This is a messenger RNA of Diaporthe amygdali, 1941 nucleotides long. RefSeq lists its product as uncharacterized. NCBI's taxonomy places the organism in Eukaryota, Fungi, Ascomycota, Sordariomycetes, Diaporthales, Diaporthaceae. The record is from RefSeq and is a predicted model, not a curated record. The coding region runs from base 1 to 1941 and encodes 646 amino acids. The transcript is spliced from 4 exons. Gene Ontology annotation, molecular function: oxidoreductase activity, acting on paired donors, with incorporation or reduction of molecular oxygen; heme binding; monooxygenase activity.
AUGAUGAUUACCAUGUCUUGCAUUAUGUUCGUUACGUUGGUCCUGAUGGUCGUCAGGACCCUCGUGAGGUACCUUAUUCAGCUCAAGUCGAAGCGUUUUUGCUCGAACAGCCUUGUUCAGCGGUAUCCCCACGUCGUGCCUUGCUUUGGACUUGACCUAAUAUUACAGAUACGGUGGGACUUCCACAGGGGUCAGCUUUCGGAGGGAAUGCGCCGGCGGCAUGCUUUUUAUGGCCCGACUUUCUCUACGCAAAACUUAUUCGAUGAAUGUAUUUACACAAUCGAGCCCGAAAAUAUCCGCACCAUUACUAAAAACAAAUUUGACGAGUUUGAAAAGUCUGAAUGGGUGUCCGAGGCCGCCAAGCACAUCGGCAGUGGUAUUCUUGUGAAUGAAGGAGAGGCAUGGAGGUUCUCGAGGGCAAAGUUGAAACCGAUUUUUGGCAAAACUGAGGCACGCGAGCCUGCACUUCUGGAACCUCACGUCAGAAGACUCAUAGCAAAUAUGGAGGCUUUGGCGGAGAGCGGAGCAAGUUUCGAGUUCCAUGGGCUAGUCGACAUGCUAAUGCUGGACGUGGUCACAGAAUUCCUGUUUGGGGAAUCCACGGGUUGCCUCGAGUCUCCGAGGAGUCCGAAGGGAAAAGAAGGAGUCGAAUUCUUGGCACGUGUCAGAAGUUUUGACGGUCCUUCAGCCAAGUUUAUGGCCAUUGGUGCACCAGCGUGGGUAGAGCUGCGAUGUUCCUACCCCAAGUUGAAUGACAUGGUGAUUGGGAUGAAAGCCUUCUUUAGGAGGAAGCUGGCAGAAAGCAUCCCUGGCCCGAAAACCUCCGAAGCUCGGUCAUUCCCUGAAAGUGUGUUCAAAAUGAUGGAAGCCGCGGACAUUUCUGACGAGCAGAUACAAAGCGAGCUGCGGAACAUCUUUUUCGCCAGCUGGGAUACUACAUCAGCUUUUCUAGCCAACAUAGUCUACGUUCUGUUGCAGAACCACGGCGUUCAGGACCGGUUGCGCGAGGAGAUCCGGUCUCUACAUGGGGAGCCCCCUACAAAACAAGACCUGUACAAGAUGAAGUAUUUGCGACUGGUCGUCGAGGAAGGGCUCCGUCUGUACUCGCCGGUCACUUCACACUCGCGCCGAGCCAAACGUGACACCAUACUUCCACGGGGAGGCGGACAAGAUGGACAAGGCCCCAUCAUCGUCCGGGCGGGGACCACUAUCGUAUGGUCCACAUAUUCAUUGAACCGUGACCCACAGUGGUACGGUUCAGACUGGGCAGAGUUUAAGCCCGAAAGAUGGGCCAGUGUGAUCAUGUCCAGGGCCAUCGGUUGCACGGCUGCUACUGCAGGACAGAGUAGCACAAGUUCUGACAGUGACGCUGGUCAGAGCCAGACCAGCAGUAGCGAGAACUCCAGGGACUCCUUCUUCAAGCCCUUUGGUUCAGGCCCCCGCGCCUGUCUCGGCCAGCAGAUUGCCCGGAACGAGGUUUCGUAUAUAGUUGUGAGGCUGCUGCAAGAAUUCCCGCGUCUGAGGGCGAAGGAGGAGGUCGAACCCAAACCAUUCAGGGAGGCCAAGGCCGUUUCGUUCUACAAUGCGUAUGGGACCUACGGCGUGCUUCUCGGUAUUCUAACGCACGGCACGGCACGCCGGUUGGCUGCAUGCUUCAAUGCGGAUUCGAGACAGCGCGAGCGGAUGAAGACGACCAUGCCUGUCAGGCACGUCUUUGCCCGCACUUCCCCGGAAGACUUGUCUCUUUUUGGUAUCGGUGACGGCGUCGAGCCGUCACAUUUCAUUGUGCGUCUGCAUAUCGACGCCUCAUACGCAAGAUGCAAGUUGUCGGAUGCCGGCCAAUUGCCGCGGCAGGUGGCGCCAUUGUUGACGCUGAUCCCUGUGCAAGCGGCGACUUUGCCCUCGGCCUUGCUCACCCUCAAGGGUCUCAACUCGAAAUGA